CUGAAGAUUUGUUCUACUAACUUUUUUGGGUUCAGUUUCAUAAUUUAAACAAGAUGCAGCUCAAGGCCCCUGAACAUCAGGUUGCAGGACACAUUGCUAAAGAUGGGAAGCCUGGUCCCCUCGUAGAUGACAAAGGUCGGUUCUUCAAGCCACUUCAGGGCGAUUCUCGUGGUGAAAUUGAGGUCAAGUUCUAUGAAUCUUUCUCAUCAAACACAGAGGUUCCAGAACACAUCCGUAGAUAUUUCCCGGUGUAUCACGGCACACAAGCAGUUGAAGGUUCUGAUAAAGCAGCCAUGAUUGUGUUGGAAAAUCUUCUUGCAGAUUACUCUAAACCAUCUGUAAUGGAUGUUAAGAUGGGUACAAGGACAUGGUAUCCUGAAGCUUCUGAAGAAUACAUCCAAAAAUGUUUAAGGAAAGACACGGGUACCACAACUGUGUCAGCGGGUUUCAGGAUCUCUGGUUUUGAAGUUUAUGAUCACAAAGAAUCAAGUUUCUGGAAGCCCGAGAGGAAACUUCUUCGCAGGCUCGAUGUCGAUGGAGCGAGAUUGACUCUGAGGAAGUUUGUAUCAUCUAACUCAUUUUCAGACAUCGGCUCAAAACCUGACUCCGCUUUUGCCUCAAGUGUUUACAGCGGUUCCCACGGGAUCUUAACACAGUUGCUGGAGCUCAAGACCUGGUUCGAGAGCCAAACGCUCUACCAUUUCAACUCUUGUUCGAUUCUAAUGGUCUAUGAGAACGAAUCCAUCUUAAAGGGAAAUGAUGGUGAUGAUGCUCGACCAAAAGUCAAGCUGGUGGAUUUUGCUCAUGUUCUUGAUGGUAAUGGUGUCAUUGACCAUAACUUCUUGGGUGGUCUCUGUUCUUUCAUAAACUUCAUUCGUGAUAUUCUUCAGAGCCCAGAUGAGUCUGCAGAAUCUUAGAUUAAGUUAUUUUAGUUUGUUUGUUAUGGCUUUGGCUGAUUCCAAUUUUUGGAUAUAAACUUAUGUCUCCUUCACAUAUGUACUUGAUUACCUAAAGAGCAUAAUACAUUCGUACUCUUUUC
Molecule: messenger RNA, 1039 nt
Organism: Arabidopsis arenosa
Lineage: Eukaryota; Viridiplantae; Streptophyta; Magnoliopsida; Brassicales; Brassicaceae
Source: the annotation of a GenBank genome assembly